CUCACCAAAGGACAUGGAUGAAAAUGAAAACAGCCAGUCUCCAAUGACAAGCUACCAAUAUCCUAAAGAAACAGUAAGGAAGCGACAAAACUCAGUACAGAAUUCAGGAGGAAAUGUGUCUUCCAGGUUUUCCAGGAAAAGCUUCAAACUGGAUUAUAGACUAGAGGAAGAUGUAACUAAAUCGAAGAAAGGAAAAGAUGGGAGAUUUGUUAACCCAUGGCCAACAUGGAAAAACAUCUCUAUCCCAAAUGUUCUUAGAUGGCUGAUAAUGGAGAAGGACCACAGCAGUGUUCCAGGUUCCAAAGAGGAACUUGACAAAGAACUCCCAGUGCUUAAGCCGUAUUUUAUCAGUGACCCUGAAGAAGCUGGAGUGCGAGAGGCUGGCUUAAGAGUCACGUGGCUGGGACACGCAACGCUGAUGGUGGAAAUGGAUGAGCUCAUAUUCCUUACAGACCCCAUGUUCAGCUCCCGCGCUUCUCCCUCGCAGUACAUGGGUCCAAAGCGAUUUCGCCGUCCCCCGUGUACAAUAAGUGAACUUCCCAGAAUCGAUGCUGUCCUUAUUAGUCACAACCACUAUGACCACCUGGACUACGGCUCUGUCCUCGCUUUGAAUGAGCGAUUUGGCAGUGAGUUGAGAUGGUUUGUGCCUUUGGGUCUUCUCGACUGGAUGCAGAAAUGUGGCUGUGAGAACGUGAUUGAGCUGGACUGGUGGGAGGAGAAUUGCGUCCCUGGCCAUGAUAAGGUCACUUUUGUCUUCACGCCUUCCCAACACUGGUGUAAAAGGACCCUCAUGGAUGACAACAAGGUUCUGUGGGGCAGUUGGUCUGUGUUGGGGCCUUGGAAUCGAUUCUUCUUCACUGGGGAUACUGGUUACUGCCCUGCUUUUGAAGAGAUAGGAAAGAGGUUUGGUCCCUUUGACCUUGCAGCUAUUCCCAUCGGAGCUUAUGAACCAAGGUGGUUUAUGAAAUACCAGCAUGUUGACCCAGAAGAUGCUGUAAGAAUUCACAUUGAUGUUCAAACCAAGAGAUCUGUGGCAAUUCACUGGGGAACUUUUGCCUUAACUAAUGAGCAUUACUUAGAGCCUCCAGUGAAACUGAAUGAAGCUCUAGAGAGAUACGGACUUAAAAGCGAAGAUUUCUUUGUCCUAAAGCAUGGAGAAUCAAGAUACUUGAAUACUGAUGAUAAAGCUUUUGAAGAAACAUGAAAAUGGAAAUUUUCAGUGAAAACAAGAGAAGAUUAAGAAAUUCACAAAUAUUGACAUUUUCACGCGGAAACAACUUCUGCAAGUGUGUGUUUUGUUUUUUUUUUUGCAUUGUAACUUGCCAAUCGAUAAGCCUCAUUUACAUAAACUGAGAGUCCAGGGAGGGUUAUUUAAGGAACUGUCCAAUGUAGACUUAAAAAAAUACCAAUGACACAAACAUUAUAUAUAUAUGUUUUAUAUAUAUAAUGAAAACACUACAUUUUAGUGGUGGUAGAAUUUCUGAGGUUGUAAAAAGCUGACAUAAAAGUUUCAUUUCUUUUUCUGUUAUUCAGGGCUUUCUACAAAGCCCUACUUAGUUUUCAGACACACACACCUUUCUUAUAUUCAUAUUAUAAUGAUGAAUGUGACUUCCACAUGCUGAGUAAACGCUUCAGGUUUUACUGUCAGGAUGAGCUGCUGGUCAUGGUGAUGCAUAUCUUCAAUCCCAGCAUUCCAGAGGAUAAGGCAGAUAGAUUACAAGUUCAUGGUCAACCAGAGCCAAGACCCUGUCUCAGGAGGAAACAUUAACUUACAUGUCAAAUGUUAAGUGAUUUAUUUUGUUAAGCAUAAGAACGUAGGUGUUUGGGCUAAAUUAUCAUUUAAAAUUUUUUUAUUGUGGCCAAAUAUACAUUACAUAAAACUAUAAUUUCAACUAUAGUGAAAAGCUCCUUGGCAUUAACAAUUCACAUUCUUCUGCAUCCAUGCACAUCUUAAGUUUCUAAGAGGGCAAUAUCUACAGAGCUGCACCCCAAUUUUAAAGCUGAUGGUCAGAGAAGAGAACAGUGUGGGGUUGAGACAUAGGGGAAGUUUAAAUUUCAAAGUCAGACAUUCUGCUAAGCACAACUGUAAUUACAGUGAAGUAUCUCACACACCAAAAUGUGAAUACAUCAUGCACUUGGAAUUAAGUUUUAUUUUUUUCACUUUCCAUUUUCUGUAUAUAUAUACAUAUAUAUACUUUUUCCUGUUCUCUAAGCUCUAACCCCAAAUAUAACAAGUGUGUUUUACAUGGCUUGGACGUGUUAUAUAUUUUUAUAUUAAAUGACCUAUAAGCACAAUUGUACUUUUUAGUAAACCACUGUGAAAUUACAGUAGUUUUUAAAGCUUCUGAGUGUCUGCUGACCAGUGUCUUUGGCCAGUAUGCCUCUGCAUCUGCAGGUUUGUUGUGAACCUUCAGGAAGUGAGCUGCCCAGAUGUUAGUGAGGGUGCUUCUGACUCAGACCAAUGAAAUCAACUUCCUUGGCACAAAAUACAGUAGACUUUCUCUAGAUAUCAAAUAUGCAGGGAGUACUCAAUACUCUGAUGUAUUUGAAUGGGCAUUUGCAUGCCACACCUUGGCCUCUCAUCAGAAUUUCACCCUUCUGUCAUUGAUUUGAUUACCCCAAAACAAAUGACUUGUGUUCAGCCCCGAUCUCAUUAUGUACGUCAAGAGGACAAUGUCAACCUACCUCGAGGGGAAAGUAAUAUUUUUUUUAAAACAGCACUUUAGAAAUCUAAGGGAGAAAACAUUUUAAGAUAUGACUGUCUGAAACUGACAGGUACAUGGAAAGCAAGCAAUGCUUUUGAUAAUACAUUGUUUUUGUUGCAAACAUCAAACUGGAGACUGACUUUAGAGGGAAAUAGCCAAUAUAAACGAUCAUCAGAAUUUAAUAUUUUUAUAUAAAAUAAUCAUAUCAGUCAAGGGGAAAAUGUGUAUUGUAAUAUUAUGUGUACAGUGACAGUGACUUGGAAUCCAAAGCCCAAGAUACCAUUAGAAUCGGCUUCAGUAAUCUCCCGCUGCAAAUGGCUGUGAAUCUGGACAGUAGGGCUCUGGAUGCAGCCUGGGGGACAGUGCUCCACGUGGCACCCUUGCAGCCAUCUUGUCAUACUCAAAAUUCUUACUUCAGCCAUUGAUAAACUUGCUCAAGUACUUCUCCAUGAAUGGCCUUAACAUUGCUUUUGUCUCCACAGGCACUGUUUGAGGCUCUCCAGGUGCUUUGCUUUCUAGUCACUUGAACUGGGCCCACCUCCUUGUUCUAGGCUUCUUCAUGAUUUGUUUCUUUCUCUGUAUAAGGCCCAUUCAUUAUGAAGUACAUCACAUAUCUCUUUAACACAAGCACCCUAUUUUCACUUUAUUUUUCUAAUCUACAUUUCAAAGGAUGUAUGUGUAAAGUGAAAAUAAAUUUUGAAAAAUCUAUUCUCUUUUGUCAGUCUAACAUACAUUGUAAAUACUAUCUAAUCUAUCUUCUAGGUCAAUUUCAUGUUUCUUUUGAUGAGUAUCAUCCCUGAGAAAUCCUUUGAUAUGACUAACUGCCUUUGAGGGUGGUUCCUUCUUUGGUAUGCUAUGAUCUGCAUAAGAGAAGCCUAUUUGUAUGUUUCACUAUUCCUUGGUAGCUAUGUGACAACCCACUCAGCCCCCUGACACAUCAGAAUCAGCUAGCUGCUGGCAAGUAUGGUUCUUCAGACUGAUGGAGGAGAUAAGGGUGGCAAGGAGCUUCUAGACCCAGAAUUGCGAAACCCAGAAACUGCAAACACCCUAGCUCCUGUACAACCUUUUCAACACCCACGUUUAUUAAAAAGGCAGGUUUAAAAAAUUGUUAUGAAGAAAUGUGCCUUUUGGAGAAUACCUUGAAUGUUGUGCCAUCAGCAAGUUAAAGUAUUGUUAACCAUCAUUGCUUAGUGCUCCUCCAGCACACUGCAGAUUUCUAGUCUCACCUUAAAAGUUUUCCCUGUUCCAAAGAGAUUCUUCCAUGCUGAUGUCUUUAUCAGGCCUGAGAACACAUUUUUUUCAGGUUGAGGAUUUGUGAUUCAUGCAAACACUCUAGUACUCACAUCUUUACAGUGUGUUCUGAAGUACUCCUAAAGUUUUGUCUAAUACAUAGUGACACUUCUGUUUGCCUGUUUGCACACACAAUGCUAAGCACAAAGGCAGAAUGGACUCAUACAGUACAACCUGGCUGAAUUCAAAGAUAUUGAACUUAAACCUCCUGGGAAGGAAACAUUUGAAAAGAUAACUGAAAAUAUUUAUAGGGGCUUAGAGAGAUGGCUCAGUUGCUAAAAGCACUUGUUGCUCUUGUAGAGGACUUGGGUUCAGUUUCCAUAUGGUGACUUACAACCACACUACUCCAGUUCCAAUGCCUUCUGACCUUGUACCCGUACAUACAUGCAGGCAAAGCACUCAUACAAAUAAAUUUGAAAAAAAAAAUUAUAUAUUGUAAGUUUAGUCAAGUAAAAUGUGGAUGAAGAUUAGUAAAAUAAUGUCAAUGGGGGAAGAAAUUUUUGUACACCCUUGCAUUUUUUUUUAUUAAAAAAUUAUACAUUUAUGCUCAGUAAAAAAUUCAAACAGUAGAAAUGGGUACACACAGAAAAUCCAAUGUACCCACCUCCCAGUCCUAUGCCCAGAAGUUUUACAUAUCCUUCUAGAAAUGUUCUGUCCAUGUAUACAUGUAUUUCUCAUUGUUAAAAAAAAAAAAAUACACAGGACCAUAAUACAUUGCUUU
Molecule: messenger RNA, 4716 nt
Organism: Peromyscus maniculatus bairdii (prairie deer mouse)
Lineage: Eukaryota; Metazoa; Chordata; Mammalia; Rodentia; Cricetidae
Source: RefSeq, a predicted model, not a curated record